GCACCAUCAGGGAAAGACUCACUCCAAGUGCCUGUAGCUGAGUCGGUGUCGUCUCUCCCAAGAUGAAGCUGCUGCUGAUGUGUCUGGGGCUGACUCUGGUCUGUGCCCAUCAUGGAGGAAACCAUGAUGUUGUGACAAGUAACUUCGAUAUGUCAAAGAUUUCAGGGGAGUGGUAUUCCAUUCUCUUGGCCUCAGACGUGAAGGAAAUGAUAGAAGAAAAUGGUAGCAUGAGAGUUUUUGUGGAAUCCAUCCAAGUCUUGGACAACUCUUCCUUGUCAUUUAAAUUUCACAUGAAGGUCAAUGGAGAGUGCACUGAAAUUUCUUUCAUUUGUGAUGAAACAGAAGAAAAGGGUGUAUAUAGUGUUGAAUAUGAUGGAUACAAUACAUUUCACAUAACUGAAGCUGUCUAUGGUGACUAUCUUAUUUUGUAUCUCAGUAAUGUUAAGAAUGAUGAAGAAGCCCAAGUGAUGGAGUUCUAUGGUAGAGUAUUUUUAUGUGGAUAUUCACCUUAG
Myotis lucifugus (little brown bat) is the source of this 512-nucleotide messenger RNA. Its product is annotated as allergen Fel d 4-like. Bases 63 to 512 code for a protein of 149 amino acids. The record is from RefSeq and is a predicted model, not a curated record. The transcript has 4 exons. Gene Ontology annotation, molecular function: small molecule binding; odorant binding. NCBI's taxonomy places the organism in Eukaryota, Metazoa, Chordata, Mammalia, Chiroptera, Vespertilionidae.